AUGAACUUUCAAGCAUUAAUUGAUGACUAUUUAAUCGGUCUUGGAAUGACUGCAGGUGCUAUAAUCGGUAUCACUGACGGAGCUGUAAGAGCAGUAGCUGGCCCAGGUUUCAACUUAAAAGCUGGUGAAGGUUUAAAAAUUAUUUCAUCAUAUAAAAGUGUUUCAGAUGUUCUUAUAUAUGGUAUUGUUCUCAAUGGUAUUAAAUAUAUGGGUAUCGGAAAUGAUGGAAGAAGUAUUUAUGGCAAAAGAGGCUCUGAAGGUUGUACAUGUGUAAAAACUGGUCAAUAUAUUGUUAUUGGUGUUUUUAAUGGAAGUUUGAACCCUGAUACUGGUUAUCAAACUGUUGAAAACUUAGCAGAUAGAAUUAUUAGUAGUGGAAAUUAA
Dictyostelium purpureum is the source of this 384-nucleotide messenger RNA. RefSeq lists its product as uncharacterized. The record is from RefSeq and is a predicted model, not a curated record. The transcript has 4 exons. Gene Ontology annotation, molecular function: actin monomer binding. Gene Ontology annotation, cellular component: cell cortex. NCBI's taxonomy places the organism in Eukaryota, Evosea, Eumycetozoa, Dictyosteliales, Dictyosteliaceae. The coding region runs from base 1 to 384 and encodes 127 amino acids.